Molecule: messenger RNA, 5661 nt
Organism: Lemur catta (Ring-tailed lemur)
Lineage: Eukaryota; Metazoa; Chordata; Mammalia; Primates; Lemuridae
Gene: NUAK1
Product: NUAK family kinase 1
Exons: 7
Coding region: 262-2265 (667 amino acids)
Biological process (GO): microtubule cytoskeleton organization; protein phosphorylation; intracellular signal transduction
Cellular component (GO): cytoplasm
Molecular function (GO): tau-protein kinase activity; protein serine/threonine kinase activity; ATP binding
Source: RefSeq, a predicted model, not a curated record
GCCACCGCCGCCACCUAGCCCGACGCGCCGCAGCUCGCCGCGGCCGGGGGGCGGUGCGCGGACCGUGCGCGCCGGGGGCGCCAGAUGUGGAGUCCCCGCCGCCGCCUGUGACCCGCCGCAGCCCGAGCGGCAUCGGGCCGCCUCCUCAAUGCUGCGGGGGCGACACUGAGCGCACCCCGGCUUCCCUAGGCGGGGACCCCGACACCCCGAGGACUGUGCCCGGUCCUGUCGUCUGCAGCCCGGCUCUCCCGGUGUUUGGACAUGGAAGGAGCCGCUGCGCCCGCGGCGGGGGACGGCCCCGAUUUGGGGCCGGGGGCGCCGGGCUCUCCCCGGGAGGCGGGGGUGGGGGCGACUGCAGCCCCCGCAGCGGCGGCGGCCCCGGAGCCCAGGAAGCCGCACGGGGUGAAGCGGCAUCACCACAAACACAACUUGAAGCACCGCUACGAGCUGCAGGAGACCCUGGGCAAAGGCACCUAUGGCAAAGUCAAGAGGGCCACUGAGAGGUUUUCGGGCCGAGUGGUUGCUAUAAAAUCCAUUCGUAAGGACAAAAUUAAGGAUGAACAAGACAUGGUUCACAUCAGACGAGAGAUUGAGAUCAUGUCAUCCCUCAACCAUCCUCAUAUCAUCAGUAUUUAUGAAGUGUUCGAGAACAAAGAUAAGAUUGUGAUCAUCAUGGAGUACGCGAGCAAAGGGGAGCUGUACGACUACAUCAGCGAGCGCAGACGCCUCAGCGAGCGGGAGACCAGACACUUCUUCCGGCAGAUCGUCUCCGCCGUGCACUACUGCCACAAGAACAGUGUGGUCCAUCGGGACUUGAAGCUGGAAAAUAUACUGCUCGAUGACAACUGCAAUAUUAAGAUUGCUGACUUUGGGCUGUCCAACCUGUACCAGAAGGACAAGUUCUUGCAGACGUUUUGCGGGAGCCCACUCUAUGCAUCUCCUGAGAUCGUCAAUGGGAGACCUUACCGUGGGCCAGAGGUGGACAGCUGGGCCCUGGGCGUGUUGCUUUACACUCUCGUUUACGGAACGAUGCCCUUCGAUGGUUUCGAUCACAAAAACCUCAUUCGGCAGAUCAGCAGCGGAGAGUACCGGGAGCCCACGCAGCCCUCAGAUGCUCGAGGACUCAUUCGGUGGAUGCUGAUGGUGAACCCUGAUCGCCGGGCCACCGUUGAGGACAUCGCCAACCACUGGUGGGUGAACUGGGGCUACAAGAGUAGCGUCUGUGACUGUGACGCCCUCCACGACUCCGAGUCCCCACUCCUGGCUCGGAUCAUCGACUGGCACCACCGUUCCACGGGGCUGCAGGCUGAGGCCGAAGCCAAAAUGAAGGGUCUGGCCAAACCCGGGGCCUCUGAGGUCAUGCUGGAGCGGCAGCGGUCGCUGAAGAAGUCCAAGAAGGAGAACGACUUUGCCCAGUCCAGCCAGGACUCGGUGCCCGAAAGCCCGUCCAAGGUGGGCUCCAAGAGGCCCAAGGGCAUCCUGAAGAAGCGAAGCAACAGCGAGCAUCGCUCCCACAGCACCGGCUUCAUCGAAGGCGUCGUCGGGCCUGCCCUACCCGCUGCGUUCAAGCUGGAGCAGGACUUGUGCCGGACUGGCGUUCCCCUCCCAAGCUCCCCCGAGGCAGAGGUGCCGGGGAAACUCAGCCCCAAACAGUCGGCCACGAUGCCCAAGAAGGGCAUCUUGAAAAAGACCCAGCAGAGAGAAUCGGGUUACUACUCGUCCCCGGAGCGCAGCGAGUCCUCGGAGCUGUUGGACGGUAACGACGUGAUGGGCAGCGGCCUCCCUUCUCCCAGCCCCCCGGACCCAGCCAGGGUGGCUUCCCACGGCCUCUCCUGCCGGAGGAAGGGCAUCCUCAAACACAGCAGCAAGUACUCAGUGGGCGCCACGGACCCGGCCCUCGUCAGCCCCGAAAUGCCCACACUGGAAUCCUUGUCAGAGCCCGGCGUCCCCGCCGAGGGCCUCUCCCGGAGCUACAGCCGUCCUUCCAGCGUCAUCAGCGACGACAGCGUCCUGUCCAGCGACUCUUUCGACUUGCUGGAUAUGCAGGAGAACCGUCCUGCCCGCCAGCGCAUCCGCAGCUGCGUCUCCGCCGAAAACUUCCUCCAGAUCCAGGACUUUGAGGGGCUCCAGAACCGGCCCCGGCCCCAGUACCUGAAGCGGUACCGGAACCGGCUGGCAGACAGCAGCUUCUCCCUCCUCACGGACAUGGAUGACGUGACUCAGGUCUACAAGCAAGCGCUGGAGAUCUGCAGCAAGCUCAACUAGCAUGCCAGGGUGCAGCGGGCAGCGGGGGGUACCGGGGAGGAAGGGGAGCAAGACUGGGCUCACAGGCUGGUUACUUCUUUGCUGGCUGUGAUAAUAGACUGAAAAAGGAUUGGCACCAUCUCACUUGCAGCCUUGAGCCAGCGCCGAACAGGGAGAAGAGGGCCCUCUGCCAGUUCAACCCACUGCCAGUCAGAAUUUGGAUCCUAAUUGGCAUUUGCCUUAUGGCACCUCCUAAAGGAGCAGCUGUCCAGGGAAGGUGGUGUUGACCAGCACCUGGUGGUGAGGAAGCAUACGGGGGAGAGAGCAUUUCCCUAGACAUCCUCCAGAUGCUUCUGGAGGAGGGGCAGGAGAGACUGGGGCCAUCUGCUUUGGGGUUGCCCAAAGAGCUUGCUCCUUUUCUCUUCAUGUUAACAAGCUUGGUCUGACUGCAUGGGCUGACAAGGAGAUUUUAGCAACCUGAGCUUGAAUCGAUGAUCAAUUGAUAGUGGCUGGCGGUUGUGUGGGUUUGAGUAGCCCAGGGUCCUCGGGAAGGAGUGCUGUGAUUGACUAGCAAUGGCUGCCAUGGGAAUGGGAAGGGAGGCAGUAGCACUAAUGCCAUGUACUUGUCAUCGUUGACCUGGCUAAGCCCUGGGAAGUAGGUUAAAGCAUCCUGUGGGAUCUGUGUUAACUCUUUCGUGCCACUGGUGAGGCAUUUCUUAAUUUGUUACUCCACCUUGAAUGGAAGGCAGGGCAUUGGUCAGAGAGAGAAUGCUCUGAAAUCUGCUAAGGACAUAGAGUCAGGCAUGGGGAUUUUUCGACGCCUUGCUGUUUGUCUCCUCCUUCCUGAUGACUGCCUUGCUCUUCAUCACAACCUGUCCAGGGUGGACGGGGAAGAGUUGAUGGUGUCAGAGGUCAAAACUAUUGUCUGUGAUAGAACACAAGACCCUCCGUGGUCUUUGCACAGAUGAAUGGAAGUUGGUGUCUUUAGUGUCUCAAUAUUAACUGGAAUGCUCCCUCUUGGGUUCUCACCUGCAUAAAUGGCUUUGGAUUGGAUGUGACACUGUCCACAGUCUCCAAAGGAUUGCCUAACUCAACCAUUGCCCUGUUCACUAAUAGCAAAUGGUUUCUCUGUCCACCUAGUGUAGAAUCCUCAAAGGUGGACAGGUUGCUUCUUGGGAGUUAGUGUGUAGGCGGGAUAUUAGGAUGAGGAAAGGGAAGUCAAAGAGAAGGUGCUCCCCCACCUCCCCUAAUCCAGGAUUCUGUGUUAUGGUUUUGAACUUUGACAUGAACUCGUGGGCUUUGGGGAAAAGGAAAGUCCCAUUCAUUUAAAUGAAUAAGGUGUGGAAAGAGUAGAGUGGGUUGGGAUGAAGCAUAUGGGAGAGGGAACAUUUCCUUAGAAUUCAUCCAGAUGGUUUUGGAGGAGGUGGAAAAGAGGUGUGGCAGGAUUCUUAUCUUAAGUAAAAAAAAACUAGGUAUGUAAUUUCUAAAUACCCAGAUUACAGGUGACAAGAUGUCAUCCCCACAGUGGGACACCUUCAGGAGACUAGGCUUGGAAUCACUGGUCUCGUUGGGAUGGUUCAGAUUCCAAUGGCCUAGGCAAAUUGAAAUGCUUAUUUCAAAGUGGCAACCUCUGAGAGCCACAUAGAUAGAUAGACGAAUGGUCUUGGGGUUAUCUUUGGAAAAACCAACCAACAGUAGUUCCUAGGGAGAUGAGAAAGGAAGGAUUCACCUUGCAGCACUAAGAAUGUUAACUGAAUGAUAUCGCCCUCUCCUUAAGGAGGCAGCUCUGUUUCUGCCCUUGACACCGGCGCUGGUGUUUUGGCUUGUGCAUUCCUUCAGGUUGAGCUGAGCAGUGUAUUAUGGGAAGCUGCUCAGCUUCCUUUCAUUCAAUUCCACCUCCUUCCUGAACUCCACUAGAGGUUAAAAGGGAAAAAAAUAAAAUAAAAUCUGUAGAUAGCAAACUGUGUGUAAGGGGUGUGGGUGCAUGGAGGGCAGCCUGCAAGCUCUGAGCUCCCUACCCCUUGCCUCAUUUUAUGCAAUCUUUCCUGAACAGCCUAUACUGCCACGCUGCUGGCCCCUCAUGUGUGGCAGCUGGCCACGUCAGUAGCUGUCAGUCUGACUUAGGUCCAACACCUGCCUACUGGUUGAUGUGUUCUUUCCUUUUGCCAGUGACUGAGUCUGUUUAGUAUUUUCCAUUAUUCUAAUUGUUAGGAAAACAUGAUACUAUUAAGGAAAAUCAUUCUACUUCCUUCUCCCUGCCCCCAAACACUUGUAUGUUCUCUUUUGUCAAUUAACUUAGACAGUGGAUUGUGGCAGAGAAAGUCCUCCCCUCAGAGACAGAGGCUGAGUUAAGUCUCAGGUGGCCUUUGGCACCUGCAUUGUUUGGGAGCCUUCAGUGAGGCAUGGAGGGGUGGAUCAGCUGGUCUCUGAGGCCCUGCUCAGUUCUGACACUCUGCUGACAUCCUCUGCUUCUAGAUGUGAUGUUGACUGUCCUUUCAAGGAAAAACUUGCAAUAGAGGGAAAAGCCCUGAAAGCAGCUCCCCUGCUUCAUAAUUAAGUCCUAUCAUCCCUACCGGCCAAUCCCAGUUAUCUGCUUCCAUGGAAUUACAAGUGAGAGACACUUGUAUGGCCUGGUGGACAAAGCAGGAGAUUCGACGUCAGCUGGUCCUCUUCCUUGCUUCGGUGGGCCUUUCUGCGUCUUAGUUUACACAUCUGCCAAAGGGGUAGAAUUAUACUUCUUUUUACAGGUGAAUUUCAAGGCACGAUCAGUUUUCAGGAAGUGCUUCAAGACCCCAGGCGAAAUGACAAUGCUAAGUACCCUCUGAAUUUCCAUCCCUGUUACCAGGUGCUGCUUCUUCAGAUGAUGGGGGGGGCACUUUUCAGGGUGAAAUUCAGGCAAAUUUUGCCCAGGCCUGCUGUCUUGAGUACAAAUGUGAAUGAUCGACUGACUGCUUGUUGCCAAACUGGAAAUGUUCUGUAGGGAUUUACUGGCAUGGUAUCAUUCCUAGAAGAAAAAAAAAAAAGAAAGAGAAACUUGACUGCACAUUGUUUUUUUUUUUUUUUUUUUUUUUAAAUCCGUGUUGUGACUUUUAUUUAAUUUCUAUUUUUUGUUUUUGGUAAUACAAAGUUGACUUUUUUAUUUGAAUUUGUCUUUUUUUAUUUAUUGGUCUGAAAGGCAUUUCAAAGGUAUUAUAAUAAUAUAUUGGUGUAAUUUAAUUGGUGCAACAUGCUUUAUGGCUCCAGUCAAAAUUGAUUUUCACUCAUUUGAUUGGUUUGAGCCCAGAACAGCCUACAGGGAAAAAAAAAGCUGGAUAACCACCCAAAGUGUUUGUAUUUUCAUUGGAAACUGAUUUUUGUUUUCAUUUUGGUUUUUGUUUCUGUUUUUAUUUUUAAAUUAAAUAAAUUGCAAUGAACUGA